Lotus japonicus is the source of this 1185-nucleotide messenger RNA. RefSeq names its product CRIB domain-containing protein RIC1-like. The transcript has 5 exons. The coding region runs from base 400 to 1014 and encodes 204 amino acids. Lineage: Eukaryota; Viridiplantae; Streptophyta; Magnoliopsida; Fabales; Fabaceae. The record is from RefSeq and is a predicted model, not a curated record.
UUCUCAACCGGCAGGGGGAUGGUGCAUCAAAAACCAGAAGUUCUCUGUGUUUUAACUUUUGAGAUUUUUUUUUCCACCCUGAAGUCUCCCUCUUCUUGGUUGGUUUAUUCUCCUAACUACCAACCAAGAAGCAUGCACAUUUCUUUUUCUGCAUAGCUUCUCAUCUCCCAACCUUGUCAUCUUGAUAUAUUCAUGUGUUCUACCUCUCCAUUUUGAGGUUUUAUGGUUUCAACAUUAGGGUGGCCAAUAAGGUCAUGUGAUGAUUACUUUAAUAAUUUGUUCUGAAGAUAGCCAGGUAGAAACUGUUAGUAGCUUCCACUGAAGAUUAAAAGCACCAGCAACUUUUGGGUGGAGGGUUUCUGGUGCAAAAAUAUCAUCGAGUUUCAUCCAUAAUCAUUAAUGUCGACCAAGGUCAAAGGCCUCCUUAAAGGACUUCGAUACAUAUCCCAAAUAUUUGAUGAGAAAGAGGAAGAGAUUCAAAUUGGAUUCCCAACAGAUGUGAAGCACGUGGCACAUAUUGGAUCAGAUGAUCCAUCAGCAAAUGCACCAAGCUGGAUGGGCGACUUCAAAACGCCUAAAGAUGGAACAAUAAACGCCCCUGAGGCACCUGAAGAACAUCACAAUACAAAGGACAAACCGUCUAAGAUUCGACAUUUGAUUCCCAAGUCGAGACACCAAUCCAUCGACACUGAAUCCAACACGGCGAAGAAGCACACGCGCCGCCACCACCGAGCAUCAGAUCCAUCUGCGGACUCCUCCACACACGAUUCAUCGUCGGGUGGCUCUAGACACAGGCGGCACCGUCGCGGCUCGAACCAUGGCUCUGAUUCGCCAUCGCAGGACGCUCCAGCGUCGGGCAGUAAACACGGUCACCGGAGGAAAUCGAAGAACUCCGAAGACGGUGGUUCGGUGCGAAAGCCAUCGUCCAGAAGGUCAUCCAAAGGGGAUUCGCUAACUGAAAUCUCUCUUUCGGAUUUUGGGUCGGGUGAAUCUGGAUCCGGGUUGGCCCGAUAGAGUUUUAAAUUGAGUGAGUAAGAGAGAGAGAAAGUGAUGCUCAUCAUCUCAAGAGUUAAUUAAUUAGGGAGUCAAGAAGGGAAGGUAAAUUUGUUCGUUUUACAAGUUGUAAAUUACAUAUUUUUGGUGCAAUCUUUUAAUUGGGAUGUGGCUUCGGUCCUUUUCUUACCA